This is a messenger RNA of Sporothrix schenckii 1099-18, 810 nucleotides long. Its product is annotated as 60S ribosomal protein L20. The record is from RefSeq and is a predicted model, not a curated record. Gene Ontology annotation, molecular function: structural constituent of ribosome. NCBI's taxonomy places the organism in Eukaryota, Fungi, Ascomycota, Sordariomycetes, Ophiostomatales, Ophiostomataceae. Gene Ontology annotation, cellular component: mitochondrial large ribosomal subunit. Bases 1 to 810 code for a protein of 269 amino acids. The transcript has a single exon.
AUGGCAUCAAUGACCCCAAUCAUUUCUUCUUCCGGCGCGGCCGCGUCAUCAGCAAGGCGGCUAUGGGCCAGCGCAACAACGACGUGCAGCCUUCUCCAAUCGACCACCUCCACAUCCUCCGCGUCCCCAUUAAUACCGUCACAUAGCCAGCGCCUCGCCGACCGCCGGCACCAGUCGACGGCCAACCGCACGAAGCGCGCACUCAACAUUGCACCGCAUGCGUCGUUUCUAACGCGCGGCGGCGGCCGCGACAAGGCGGGCGCGGGGUCGUCGUCGGGCGCGGCCUCCGAGGUGGCCACGGCCUUGGGCACAAUCGAGUCCAAGUCGGCCGCUGGUUCGACGACGACGCUCCUCUACAACCCGCCUGCCAGCGCGCCCUCCGUCUACCAGACGCCUUUUAAAUUCCUGCCCAAGUCCGACCCGCGCCGCCGGUCCAACCUGACGAACCUAUUUGCCAGAACAUCCUCGACUACAGCCUCGACUUCGUCAGCACCGACACCACGGGCACCUGCGUUGGCCCACCGCAACUUUGCGCCUGCCCCGCAGCAGUACCACUUGACGCCCGAGGACGUGGACGAGAUCCGCCGGCUCCGCGCCCAGGACCCCCUUGAGUGGAGCGUGCACCGUCUGGCGCACAAGUUCCAAUGCUCGCCGAUUUUCGUGAUGAUGGUGGUGCGCAGCAGUGCAGAGCACCGGGCGGCGAAGCAGCAGCAAGCGGCAGCGGCGCGUGCGCGGUGGGGCCCGAUCCGGACCAAGGCGCGGGCAGAGCGCGUGAAGCGCCGGGAGAUGCUGUUCAACGGGGAGUUGUAG